Messenger RNA from Lolium perenne, 1752 nucleotides. Its product is annotated as protein FAR1-RELATED SEQUENCE 5-like. NCBI's taxonomy places the organism in Eukaryota, Viridiplantae, Streptophyta, Magnoliopsida, Poales, Poaceae. The record is from RefSeq and is a predicted model, not a curated record. Gene Ontology annotation, biological process: regulation of DNA-templated transcription.
AUGACCAACAUCACCUAUUGUAUAUUUGAAGAAAGGUUCCGACGGGGAGAAAUACCAGAUUCUAGGGAAGCAAGCUCAGAAAGGAAAAGCACACUAGAGCUUGCUAUGAAUAGGCAGAAGGGCAGAAGUUCUGAUGCUAUAAUAGCACCAGAGAUUGGGAUGGAGUUCGAUUCAUUACAUGAGGCAUACGACUUUUACAAUCUUUACUCAUGGGAGAUUGGUUUCGGCAUAAGAUACGGGCGGUCAAGGAAGAAUGUUGCAAAGAGCAAAACUGUGCAGGAAAUAACUUGCGGCUGUGAGGGGAAGCCUAAGCAUGUGAACACAAAAUUAGCAUGUUGUGGCUGCCUAGUCAUGAUCCGUCUACACCGAACUACUGAUAAUGGAUGGUACAUUCAUGAGUUCAGAAAAGAUCACAAUUAUGGUUUGGCAAUGAACCGUGGGGAAAAGAUGCAAUGGCCCUCUAAUAAAAACAUUGACCCGCACAUGAAGGCCCUUGUUAAGAACCUCAGGGACAAUAAUGUCGGCCUAACUAAGGCGUUCAGUGUAAUUGGGAGCUUUUUUUGGAGCAAUGGAGAAUGUCCCCUUCAACAAGCGGUCUGUAAGGACGCUUUGUGCAAGCAUCGGCAGAGACCAUUCAGAGGACGAUGUGAAGACAAUGUGAAGAAAACAUUUGACUUAUUUUCAGAAUUGAAGAUGAAAGACCCAAACUUUCGUGAUAGCUGCUUAGCAGACAAUGAUGAGAAUAUUAGAGCACUCAUGUGGACAAAUGGAAAGAGUCGUAUGCAGUACAAACCAUUUGGUGACGCUAUAACUUUCGACACAACUUACCGAACAAACCAGUAUGACAUGCCGUUUGGUCUCUUUGUCGGUGUUAACAACCAUUUCCAGAGUAUAAUCCUAGGUGGUUUUCUUCUAACCAAUGAGAGAACAGAGACUUUUGAGUGGGUGUUCAAAGAAUUUGUAUCCCUAAUGGGAGGUAAAAUACCAGUUACCAUUCUGACAGAUCAGUGUCGGGCAAUGGAGCUUGCUAUUGUUGUUGUUCUCCCUGGGACAACCCACAGAUGGUGCAAAUGGCACGUAUUGCGCAAAGCUAAGGAACACACGGGAUUGUUGUAUUCGAAAGCGUCCGGUUUUCGUGACGAGUUCCACAAGAUUUUAGAGUACAUGAUCACAGUGGAGGAGUUCGAGGCAGCAUGGGCUAUUCUCAUUGCAAAGUACGGCCUCCAAGAUCACCCUUUCUUAACCCAUAUUUAUGAGGUGAGAGAAAUGUGGGCGAAGCCUUACUUUGAAGGAAAGUUUUGCGCUAGGAUGACCAGCACCCAACGUUCAGAGAGCGCAAACAACAUGCUCAAGGGUUUUGUACCGCCAGGUUCAUCAAUGAAUAUGUUUAUCAGGCACUACGAGAAGCUGCAAUUUGACAGGGAUGCGGAGGAGAACAUCCAGGAAAUGCGCUGCCGAGUGGGUGGCGUAGUCCUGAACAGCGGGUUUCCGAUUGAGAUGCAUGCGAGUAAGAUAUACACUCCAAACAUGUUUGAUUUGUUCAAGGUUGAGCUAUUCCAGUCCGGGUCAUAUAUUGUGAAAGAGGUCACUGAUGGUCAUAGGUUUAUAGUGAAACACAUCUUCGCUGAGAAGAGGAGAAGUGGUCCCGGACAGAGUUUGAGGUUAUAUUUGAUUCCUAGAGAGAGACUUUUAAAUGUGAAUGUGAUAGGUACAAUCACAUGGGAAUGCUUUGUUGUCACGCACUCCAGGUAA